UUUUUUCGAUGUGUAGGAUUGACCAUGUAGUGGUCGGUGUAGUCAAACAGAUAAUAAUAAUUACCAAACGAACACACAAUAUUUCCAUCAAAACGGCAUUUUAUGAAGUAUUAAAGUAUUAAAACAUAUACAGUUUUUCAAGUAAAAUUAUUUUGCCUCAUUUUCCUGCAGGCCGCAAUGUUCCGCGGACGGCCGCACCGAGGAGGCAAGGAGAGAGGAGAGGGGCUUCCACGGCAUUACCUACCUCGUCACUCUCCUCCGCCGGGGGGAUAUUACCGGGACGAGCGGGAGGACAGGGAGCGUCACCACUUCUCUGGGUACCGCGGAAAGCACGAUGGCUACCGACGCUCUCCUCCUGGGAGGAGGUGUCUCUCCCCGGGCAGGAGCAGCAACCGAGGACCGAGACUGUCUCCAUCUCCACUUCAUUCUAGCAUCCCACUUGAUCACAGUUUGAUCAUCACUGUUGGAAAUGAACGGAGCCAUAGUGGCUCACCGGACCACCGGAGAGUUGACCCUCCAAUCAAUCACAGAUACAGGGAUCAUCUGGAGGACGACUACAGUAGAAACUCUCUACCUCAAAGAGAAAUUUCUUCGCGCAACUGGGAAGACCAUGACUUCCUCGGGGGGAGCCCACACUACCCUCACCGGCGAGGGGAGGGACCUGGGGGAAGCAGCCGAGAAAGAGAAAAGUUCCUUAAGCUCCACUACAUGCCCAAGGAAGCCAAGAGACCCAAGUAUGACAUGGAGCCUGAGGGCAGGAAUUACUCCUCAGAGAGGUCCCGUAGGCCCGAUCGCACGAUGGAGAGUGGCCGUAGCAGGGUGCGCAGCCACAGCUGGGGCCGAAGCAGAAGUCGUAGUAGGGACAAGAAUAGGGGCCGGAGCCACAGUGCCAGCCCGCUCAAAAGCAGUUUAAAAAAUGACACCAGUGAGGGCUUCCGGGAACUGGUGCAGGCUCGCAAGAGAAAGGAGGAGGAGGAGCUGGAGAGGCUGGAGCGGGAGAUUGCUCAGCGUGAGAUGGCUGGAACUGUAGGUUAUGGAAUCCCUGUGCUGCCUGUCCGGUCGACGGAGGCUGCUGAGUUCAGGCAUCAGCGACUCGAUGAAGCUCCACCAAUGCCUAAGAAGUCCAUUCUUAAGAAGCGCGUUGAGCCGGAAAUGGAUCCUGCCCUCAGCAUUCAGAGCAGUGACUACUCCAGCGGACCCCCUGAAGUGCAGCAAAGCAGCAAUUUAUCUACAGAGUCUGUGCGUUUCCUCAACACGCUAAGCAGAGGCAUGGAUUCUGAGCUAUUUUCUUCUCUGCUCAGAGAAGCAAGAGAGGAGACUUAUGUCAAAGAGACAAUAGGGAAGCUUACUGAAGGCUCGUUUCCGUAUGAGGAGCGUUAUGAGGAAUCCUAUAGGAAAGCAGAGCCAGAGAACCCUGUGGAGAUCGCUGGUGAAUUCCUCCUGCCACACGAGAGGGUCAGUCAGGAUGGCAGCGGUUUUUCUAGAAUUUUAGGAAUGAUGGGUGAUUUCCCCAGUCCACAGGAAAAGCCGAGGCGUUCUCCAGAUAUUGAAGAUGAGGAAAAAUUCCUCUAUGGAGAAGAGGAAGUUGAGAGGUCAGAGGCUCAGGUGCAGGCUGGACUGGCCCGACAACAGAGCCAGCCAGGUCAUUCUGGAAUUGUCCACCGUCAGCAGAGCCAUCCAGGGAUGGACCACCAGAGCAAGCCUGCGGUCGGCAAGCAACACAGCAAGACUGCUGUUGGUGAGCAUCAGGUGGUCCAGGCUGCAGCUAGCUGCCAUCAAGAAAACCAGCCUGGGAUUUUGCUUCGCCAGAACCAAUCUGGUAUUGUCCAUCAGAAAGAGAGUCAGUUUGGAAUUAGUCACCAUCAAUUGAUUGUUCCUAGGAUUCCGAGCCAUCAUCUUAGCCACCCUGGGAUUGGACAGCAUCAAGAAAGCAAGUCAGAGAUUGGUCAUCAUCAGCAUAGUCACGCAAGGACUGAUCAUCCUCAAGAGAGUCAGCCACACAAUGCGCACAGUCAGCAGAGCCAACCUGUGUCAGUCCAUAGUCAACAUGGGAUAUCCCAAGAAGACCUGAAUACCUCUCCAGUGAAAGGAGAAGAGACUCAGGAUUCCAAGGAGUAUGAAAAGAUUCAAACCCUGCUAAAAACAAUUGGUCUAGAUAUGGGGGUGGCUGAAAUCAGCAAGCUGGCUGCACGGACUCAGGAGCGCUUGCACGGGAAGAAACCUCCAGCAGGGACUUCUCGUUACUCUGACGGAGAAGGAGGACGCAGGGUAUCAGCAGGCAGAAACUGUGAGAACCAGAACAGCCAUACCAAAUCUCCUGAGUCCAAUUACAACCAGUCCAUCUCUCCAGCUCCUACUAGACGAGCCUCUCACGGUGAAAAUCCUUCUUCCUCCUUCACAUCAGAGUACAGUGUUAAACAGGGUGAAAAAAAGGGAUGGGAAAUCCCAGUUUUAGGGGAAAAUGUCAAGCCGGCUCCAGUAUCAUCUGCCUCUGUCCUCCCUAUGACUGCCCAACCUAUUGUCUCCUUAACCCCCUCGCCUACUUACUGUAUGCCACCAUACUCUCAAUACCAACCUACACCAGCCACACCAAACUUUCCUCCGUCUGGCUAUGAUCAGUAUGGAAAUUACAUGCCUUACAUGUCCACAGGUUGGCCAGCAUACCCCCCUCCAUCACAGGAGCCUCAACCAGGGCCCCAACAAGGUGUUGUGUCUGGUCACUCAACUGGCCACCCACCCAUCGAAGAGCAACAUGUGACAUCUUCUAGGCCCUAUCUCCGAGUCAUCGAAACUGUGUCCCUCAGUCGGACAAAAGUAAAGCCCAAGAAAGAUGAGUCUGCUCUUGUCCAAGUGCCAGUGAUAGACAGACUAGAAAAUAAUAAUUCAUCCAACUGCAUUGUGUUAGUGGGGCAAAGUAAACAACGGAGAGAAUCUAAAGAAAAAAAUAAGGCCAAUGAGAAGCAAAAGGUUAUAGAAGAAAGUGUGGCAUUGAAGAAAGAAAAAGAGGUCCGUUUGAAAAGAAAGGACCACCUCAUGAAGGAACUGGAGAGAUUGCGAAAGCAGCAAGGAGAGCUUCUGCGUAAGAAGCGCAGGGAGAAGGACGGUCACAAGGACCCUUUGCUGGUGGAGGUGAACCGGCUUCAAGAGGAAGUCAUGCAGCAAAUCUCUGUGAUCCGUAAGGAGCAUGAAGCAGCCGAGAAGAAACAGGCAGAGCUGGACAAGGUGGCGCAGAUCUUGGGCCUGCACGUUUCUGACAAACCGAAAAAAAUUCCCAAGGAUAUUAGAGAGACCCCUCCAGAGAAAAGAAAAGAGAAACCAAAGAGCCCCGAAAAACCCUUCCCCACGUUCCGCUCCAACGCCUCUUUGUCUAAGGAAGCACCCAUUUUGAAGUCUGCUCCUGAAAAGCCCAAGAGUAAAAGCCCAGAUCGUUUCCAACCUCCACCGAAGUCUGCAGAUCAAUAUGAAUAUUAUGAUGCAGGGAAUCAUUGGUGCAAAAACUGCAACACGCUGUGCGGGUCCAUGUUUGAUUUUUUCACACACAUGCACAGCAAAGCUCAUAGAAAGACACAGGAUCCUUAUGAUAGACCCUGGGCUUCAAAAACCUCUAAAAAUGACAAGACGACUGAGAAAAUCGUUGUUCCUGCAAAAGGUUCUGAGUUUUUGACUCCUGUCAUAGGAUUUUACUGCAGGCUAUGUGAAGAGUUUUGUGGAGAUCAGAUCUGUGCUGAAGAUCAUGUUUCAAGUUGUAGUCAUAAUGAAAAAUAUAAGAAAUACGUUGACGAGAACCCGCUGCAUGAACAGAGGAGGAAUCUGGACCGUCAAGCAGGUCUGGCGGUAAUCAUAGACAAUAAAGAGCGAAGGCAGACAGAGCUGAAAAGGAAAAUGGAGGAGGACCCCAAAGUUCAGAAAGUGGAAGAGGAGAAAGCAAAGGUAAUGGUAAAGGAGGAAAGUGAAGAACCUGGGAGCCCCGUGGAGCUGUGUGAAAAGGCACCCACACCUCUUAAAGGGGACAGCAACUUCAAGCAUGUGGUGCAACUGAGGCUGAAAAAAAUACCUGAGAUAGCAAAGAAUUCUGCAGCGUCUACCACUUUCGGAAAGUCCUGCUUGAAGAAAUCAGACAAGGAAGAGGAGAAAGUAUCAGAACCGACAACCGAAAAGGAAGAGCUUGGAGAAAAGGAGGAUGGGAAGGCACAGUUUGGGAAAACAAAAGCCAUUGCGAUUAAGCUCUCGGGAGAGACAGUUGUUCCCCAUACCAGUGUGUCGGUGCCCUUUAGUACUACCCCUCCCGUGGCAAGCCAAGCAAAAAUUCGUCCUAACUUGCCUGCCCCAGCGAUUCAGCUCAGAAAGGCUAGCAGUACAGCAGUUAAUAAACCUGCCCCUUUAAAUGCCUUCCUGUCUAUAAGACCUGCUGGUACCGCUGCCAGCAAACCCCUACCUAUUAUUCAGAAUAUUCCAAAAAAGGAUGUUAUUGUGACACCUGAUCUUACUUCAAAGGCAUUUUGUGGGGAUGAAGUUGUACUUAAAACUCCUCCUGUGAUGGUAGUAAAAACUCCUGUCACCACCACGGUGACCGAAGCAAAAACUCCAGAGGGGGAACUAAAAAGUAACACAGAGGCAGCAGUAAAAUCUCCAGUGCCAGAAAAGAAAACCCCUUCCAUUCCUCAUCCAGUUAUGCAGGCAGUGAGUUUUAAUUGUGAUGUUGCAGCACUUGAUGUGCCAGCAAGUGAACAAAACUUGAUCCUACUCGUCCAACCCUCUUCUUUACAUAAGGAUUGGGGGGAGAUGACAGAAAAAAGUGAGAAACCCAAACCAAACUUGGCUGUGGCCAAUGCACAAGAUCUGUAUAUGUUUUAUAGUAGCAGUGGGAAAGGUUCCUCCGAUGUCAAAAAUGAAAUGAACACUGGAAAUACCGAGAUGCAAGCCAAUUAUGGAGAAAGCCCCAUAUCUUGUAGUGCAGAAUUGGAGAAUAAAAGUAAAGAGUCUGAGAUACUUUUUUCUGAAGUUGAAAAAAAGAAUGAGAAGCAGGCUAUCCAGAAAGGAGGAGAUGAAACUGGUAAUGUGGAUGCUGGUAAAACAAACCAAGAAUCCAUUCCAGUAAUCCAAAGUCCUGGUGUACAGGGUAUUUCUAGUAAUAACGUAUCUUUGCGUAUUGGCAUCCACAUUGAUGAUCCACUCUCUCUGACCACAGUACCCCGGAAUAAGGAAAUCUGUGGCCAGAAAAUUUUGGACAGCCUUGAAACCAGAACAUUAAUGUCCUCUAACACUGAGCCACAUACCUUUUAAUACAGAGGAGAAUCUCCCAAGUCAUGCUUUUCUACAAAUUUGACUUGAGUUAAAUGCUCCAAGGGACGACCCAGAACCCCUAAAGUUAGACGUGACAGAUGGUGGUAUUUCUGCAGAUCUUGACAGUUUUGAAACUCCUGAGUUAAACCUUGAUACUUAUGACUUUUGUUUUGAAACUGCAGAUUUAAAUAUCCCUGAAACCUGAGACUGUCCCUGAGACUCAGGAGGUACAAAAUGUAGAGGACUUAACAUUGGAGAUGAUCAACAAAUGCAGUGAUCUAAGCCCACCAAGCCUGGGAGCCGAAUUAAAUGAAAUAAAUAGAGAAGAGGAGAUGCACAGCAUUUCAGGUCACCUGAUGUUGGAAGAUAUUGGCAAGGUGGUUAGCUCAUUUGCCUUAGAAACUGGUACCCCUGGACCCUCUGAUAUAAGCUCCUCUCAGGAAGCACAGCAGUCUAAAAAGGGACAGAUCAGUCAUCUUACAGCACUGGAAUCUUUUGAAGCUCGGACAACGUUUUGGAGAACAAGGCUGAAGAGCAGUCUGCAAGUCUUUCGUCUCACCCUAAAGAUGAAGAUGCGAAGGAUACAGGUCUCGUAGAGAGCAUUUCUGAUAAUACUGAGAAUAAUCCAUGAAAUGUCUGUUUUUGUUUUCACGGUUUGUAUAUUGAUACUAAUAUGACAUAUGUUUAACAUUCACCGCUCUUCUUCAGUUAUGUUUCGGCUCAAGUUGUAUUUAAUAAUUUAGUUAUUGUUUGUUAUUAAAGGCACACAUACAGAGGCUGCUUUUUUUUUUUUUUUUAAUAAGUUUAUUUGCCCUUACUAUUGCCAUUCCUGACACUUGUUUAAAAUAAAUGUAAAAGUAACUUGUACUGUAUGUCUGUCGGUUCUGAAAAAGUACUGUACAGAAGUUGUACUUGUUCAUGAAAAUGUGUACUUUUUCUGUUAAGUAGUGAUGGGCACCAAUAUUGAUAUUUUGGUAUGAUAGUGAUAGUAAUUACCAUAUUGCAAUAUCAUGGGAUUUAAAAUUGUUUGCUUCAUCAACAACUUUUUAAAAUUAAACUUGAGAGCUUUUGGUGAAAUAAACAUGUUGGGUCAAUUGCAGCAUGCCAAAUGUAGUCCACUUGAUGUGUGUAACUAGUGGAUUAACUUAGUACACUUGCUUGUCCUAAGCAUUUAUUGCUUCAUUUUUUUUUUUUUUUUUUUUGCAGAGACAGCUGCAUUUUUCUUCUAAAAUGACAUCUGAAAACUUUAUUCUGUACAUUUUUUCUGUCCGUCAUGUUCGGGCAGUCAGAUCCGUCAGAGUAAAGGCUUGUGCAAUAUACAUAGGCCCUAUAUUUAAAUAAACGUUUUAAUCAUGUACCUCCUGACACUGUUUUCAUUUUAACACAAUACAAUUUCAGUUAAUAUUCUUUAUUAACUAUAAACUAAUGGUCCAUUAUCACGCAGUUCAACUUUUCUGUGCAGCAGUGUCAGCAGCUUAAAUGCAACUACAGUAUGAUCCGCCAGUUUUAAAUGUGUAUGAAAAGGAUUGUAACUUAAAUAUGUUUGAUGUAAUAAAAAUGCAUCUUUCUUUAUGUACAAAGAUCCCUUUUAUAUAUUUAUCUGCCACCAAACUCCACAUAUCAGAUUAGUAAAGGGUUUAUACAUCUGUAUUUUUAAAAUUGAAAUAAUUAAAAGAAACUAUAUGAACAUAAUUUAGAUCUUUUAUUCAACAU
Polyodon spathula (Mississippi paddlefish) is the source of this 6996-nucleotide messenger RNA. Its product is annotated as zinc finger protein 318-like. The transcript is spliced from 10 exons. Lineage: Eukaryota; Metazoa; Chordata; Actinopteri; Acipenseriformes; Polyodontidae. Bases 178 to 5283 code for a protein of 1701 amino acids. Gene Ontology annotation, molecular function: nucleic acid binding; zinc ion binding. The record is from RefSeq and is a predicted model, not a curated record. Gene Ontology annotation, cellular component: nucleoplasm. Gene Ontology annotation, biological process: negative regulation of DNA-templated transcription; positive regulation of DNA-templated transcription.